GAUAUUCCAAAGACACUCCGACUGGGAUCGUGCGUAACAUCGGGACGCGCGCGCGAUCCCACUGUUCUUCACGCUAUUGUCAACGUGAGGAAUUUCAGAGGAGAAAAAUAAGAGAAAUUAACUUUGAGUUAAAAAGGCUAGUGAACCGUCAGUUCAAACGAUGUGAAUGUGAACAUAAAAUAAUGAUUAUUAAUAAAUAUGACUAAUUAAUUUAUUAAUCUGCCGAGGAGUUGAUUGGUUUUUUUUUUCGCUGAUAAUUGAUUUUUCAUUGCAUCCGGAGGUGAUGGAUUUUUUUUUAUAGACGAUUGUUCAUGAUCAUUGGGCUCAAGUGAUUCGAUAUUUUAUUCGAGUGUUGAUUAGUGUGUUACAAGGUCGAUGACAGUGGUAUUAUCGAUCUCGAUCAUGAGUAGAAAAUAUUACAUCGGUUUUGGUAUCUCAUAGACGAUUAUUUGGGCUCUGGGAUAAUUGGGGAAGUUCAGGUUGACACAUGGCACGACUCGAAAUACCCAGUAUAGUGGUCCACAAGGGAUGCAGUAGGUCACAAAGCCGACCAUCGAGUCCAACAGGCGUAACAUCAUCUGUUAUGCCUGCAUUACCAUCCUCGGAACAUGCUAUUAUAUCAGUCAGUGGUGGCAAUAACAGUGUGACGUAUACAGUACAAAGUGAACAGGACAUGUUAGACAGUAAUGUCAACGUCAGUGUUGACAACAAUACAACGGAUAACGAUACACAUCCGUCACCAAAUUCACCUGACAAAACCGAACUGGAAUGUAAUAAUAGUCGGAAUAGGAUAAACACGAAGGUUAAACUCCUCGUCCGUAGCCAUGCGAUGAGGGAGUCAACCUCACCUCCCCGGGAGGCCCACAAUGGUUCCACCUCCCCUCGAACGCCCACUGACAUAACAGAAAAAUCCAAAUAUCCAUCCUCCCUCUCACCCCCAACAUCCGCUUCAAAGUUAACCAACAACAAUGAGCCAAUCUACAGUAACAGCAAUUUAACAACUCACUCUCCAAAACAAACUCGCACAAUAGCAACAUCCCCCACUUGUCGUACACCUCCUAGAAAUUCACUUGAAUCGUCACCAUCGCCGGGAUCACCGCCCCCACAUCGUGACAAAGAUCCAACUCAUCGUUCCAAGGCGACAAGCCCCAAUAUCCCCAUAAAAUGCAACAACUGCGUGAAGAACAAUCAGAAUGAUCGUCCAGGUCUGCUACAGACCCCCGGAUCACCGUCCAAAUCCGCCGCCCAUCACUCCCCAAAAUCAAAUCAUCAAUCGUCGCGUUACGAUUGUCAAAAUGUACGACGACCGAACACACUGUCAGUGUGCAACAACCAGUGUACAAAUCAGUGUUCAAACAAUACCCUGUCGAUUCGCUCAUCAUCGCGCCACAAAUUGCGCCAUCCUAAUUGCCAAAACAGCAGUAGCCUGGACUCAAAUGUCUCACCGUGUCUGUCACGUGACAGCAGUACAGAAUUGUACACAGAUUCAACGGGAAUUGAUCUCGAGCAAUUUAUCGCAGUGACGAUAAAUCGUAAUCAGAAAGACAGAUCAGUGUUGCUGAAGAUUGAGAAAGAACUGAUAGAGUUCGCCAAGGAUCGCCAGAAGGUCUGCCACAAAUUUCCAAAUAUGUCAUCGUACAAUCGCAUGCUGGUGCACCGCGUUGCAGCAUAUUUUGGAAUGGAGCACAAUGUUGAUCAGUCUGGGCUGUCGGUUAUCGUGACACGAACCAAGAACAUGAGAAUUCCGGAUACACGAUUCAAAGAACACAUCAGGGAUGAUCUUCUUCUGACUGAAGAGCCCCGUCGAAGUAUUCUGAAGAGGGAUUCCAAUUCGUUCGAGGAUGGCUGCUUCAAUUUUAAGUCACCUGAUAGAAUGUCUGGUGACUACUGCAGACGUAGCAAAUCCUUCGAGGAGAGGGAGGAGGAGUACGAAAAGGCGCGUAGAAGAAUAUUCAAGGAUAGCAGUGGUGAUAGUGAAGUCACUUCGUGGCCAUACUGGUCGUCCUCGGAGAGUUCGGAUGCAUCAGCUCGUUAUCGUCUCCUCCAUCCCGGGGAUCAUAAUUCAAUGAGAACGCGUUUGUCCAAGGGCGAGUCCUGCGACGGUAGGGAAAAUUUUCGCGGCGUUCUCCGACCCUCGGUGUCCAAAUCAUUCAGUUUUGGUGGAUAUACAAGGGGCAUGCUCGCCAGGGGUGACAGUGUUUCAUCAACAAGGAGCGCUGGUGCUAGACUCACCAAACAGGAUUCUGGUGCCAGUGUUUGCUCGAGACUCAGUCCCUCCUCGAGUGGCUACAAAAGCCAAAGCCAAAGAAGUGAUGCCACUAUUUCACCAUCACCAUCACCCUCACCAAUUCCCACAAUACCGUGUAAUCACAAAGAGGCUAGUCACAAUUCUACGUCAGUGGAUGGAUCUCAGGCGAGUCAGACGGUAAUGUGGGCUGUUUCCAGUAUUUCCAGUGUACCAGCUGGCUCAAUAAUUAUGAAUCCCCGAACUAAUCAGCCGUAUACAAAUUCCGAUGGUUCAAUUUAUCGUUUUGAUCCGGAGAAUCCACCUAAAAUAUUCAACGAUAUGGCAGAUAUACACGAGAGUCCUGCUGAAGGAAGUGGAACAGAGUCGCCUAGGACAAAUUCAAAUCAAAAUUCCAAGAGAAAACACUCCCCCAAAAAUAACCCAAGGGGUGUUACCAAUACUGCUACAUCGCCAACGUUGCCAUUUGACGCAAGUCCACCACCAGUCAUUCAAGAGUGUCCACAUGUGGCUAUUAAGACAACUGAUACCCAGGUGUGUAAUCACGGUGGACACAAUUAUGCCAAUUUCUCGCAGCAGAAUAGCAUUGAUAUGAGUUACAACCAGAGUCCAGUCUACUCUGAUCAGGGAAUUGUCCUUCAGAGGCAACCCGAUGUUGGCCAAACCCCGGUGCAUGUACCCCCACCGCCCGCGGAUAUUGUUUUUGGGCAGAAUAAUGUUUACGGAAAUUAUUCGCCGAUGGCAAUGCACCAGACAUGUCAUCCUCAGACGAACGACAUGUCAGAGCUGUCUGGGUACUUCAUGGGGAUGAAUGUUUAUGAGGGGCCGAGGAGUGGAGGUGAUACCCAAGGUACACCGACCCAUGGAUUCAGUGCUCCUCCACCACCGCCACCACCCCCUCCUCCACCUCCUCCACCACAGCCACCCCAUAUGCAGGGCAAUGCGCAUAAUGGACAGGGAUAUUGGCAGCCACCACCACCACCUCCUCCUCCACCACCGCCACCACCCCCACCUGUGCCACCAGCACAGCAGCAGCAUGGACAACAUGGAAAUCCCAUGCCGCCCCAGCAUGCGAUGUACUUCGUUCCACCACCAGGUCAGCCAUCAGGUACCGUUGGCCAGGCACCAAACGACAGACAAACGAUGCAUCAGCAUCAACGUUUUCCACCUGGUUAUGCUUACAAUCCACAAACAAUGACACCACCAAAUCAGGGAGCACCCAAUUAUGUAAACGGUUAUGGGCCAAUAUCAUACAAUUCAAUGCCAACAGUUACACCCAGCCCUGCCGAUUACUCGUAUCACAGCCCCUUGCACAUGAUACCAACUUAUUAUUCAUCUGGACAACCUACCAUUCAACCACCACCAGUUAUGUGGAGGGUACCAACACCGCCUAAUACACCAACGUCCAAUCAAAUGCCAGGUGUACCUGUCAUGUAUGUAAAUUCAGCAACUUAUGGACCACCAACAAUGAUGGCAGGGUCAUUUGGACAUCAAUUACCAAAUACAGGACCACCAGGACCAACGGGUGCUUAUAUGGCCCCUUCAAUUCUGCCAAAUCUUGUAUUUAGACAAAAUAUGCCUAUGAUGACUACAGGCAUCAGAGCUUCAACCCCCUCCGGCUCCCAGCGAACAAGCAGAUCACCAACACCAGCUCAUGAAUUUUUUAACAACAAUGUCAAUGGUAAUGUUGGUAAUAAUGGCAAUGUUAAUGGAAAUGGUGGAGCUGUUAGUGGGGAUAACAGAAAUGCACAAGCACAAUCGCGUUAUCCACUGCCAAUGUAUCAGGGUCUUCAUAUCGUACAAGGUAAAGAAAGGAUGAUAAAAAAUAUGAUCCAUCAUUUUCUCAAUCGACGUUUAACUCCAGGGGAUAUCAGACUGAUGCAUCCUGGCAACUCUCGUCUCCAGUAUGCCCCAGUGCCAUCACCACCUAUCGUUCAAGGCUGUCCGCGACCAUUCAGACCACCUUCGUAUUCCUCGAACACGUCCGGAUGUCCUACACCGAAUUCCUUCGAUGGUCGAGGGCAGAAAAUGCGAAAACAGAGGUCCAAAAUCACAACUCUACCACCAACUGGCGUAAGGCCCAAUGUCUAUCAAGUUCCUUCCAUGCCCUCUAUAUCAUCCAACCCGCCCAAAGACAUGCGAGAAGGGACCGUGAAGGUGACAAUCACCCGUCGAAGCCACGUGACACAGUACUAGCCAAUGAGAUCGCCAAGUCACCGUAAGCGGAGUCUUUGAACAAUGAAAUUCACCGAAAUGUGAAUUAAUAAAUAAAUACAUGGAGCAGUUAUAACACCGUACAAAGUAAAACGUGAUUAACCUGAGGCAGGAUACCCAGAGGAAUUAAAUAAUGUUAUAAAUAAUUAAUGAAGUGCGAAAUAUUUAAAGAGAUAACGAAAGUUGUACGAUAAAAGUAGACAAGUAAUGAACGACGGAGAAAUGACAAGAGUGAGGAAAAUGAUGAGCGAAUUAUUCAUAUGUAUUAACAAUUGCGAAUUGUUUUCACUUUUUUUCCCCCAAUAUUCGCCAUAAUUUAUAAAAAAAAUGAAUAAAAAAAUCCAUGAUAGGCCAAAGAAAUUCUCAAUUGCCCUCUGACAGAAAUACGUUGGUUAUAAUUAAUUGCAACAGUCGAUAAACACGAAUAUUUAAUUAUCACGAGGAAAAAAAUAGUUGAGGUAAGGCAGAGAAAACAGGCCAAUUAACUUUUAUUAUAAAUUAAUAAACAAUUAAACCUCGUUGAUGGUUUACUGAUUGCGUUUACCCAAUCAAUUUUUUUUCCUCAUUUUUUAAAGUACAUGUAAUCAGUAUCUAGUCCUAUAUGUCUAGUUCAUUAUAAUAAAGAUAAAAGUUGAUAGAUAAAACUGUCUAAUUAGUGAACGAAUGAUUCAUUUUUUUUUCAAAUUUUUGAUUCAACAAAACAAUUAGCGAGUACUAAUAAUUAAUCAGAAUCCAUCCAGAUAGUGAGGAAAACGCGAAUUACAAGGAACAAUGCUUCUGACGAGCUAUCGAUAUGUACUUAACACUUGUGUCUCGUUAUUCUUAAUAAUGAAAAUUAUUAAUUGAUAAUUAAUUUGGUGAUAACGGUCCUUAUGGUUGCGCCUUUCAGUAGCAGUUCUCAUUUGAUCGAGUCUUGUAUAUUUUGCCUCGUUAUUGAAUUGGAUUGGACUCUUGCAUGAUUUUUUAUUGGAAACAAAUUUUAUUUCGAAAAAAGGGAAAAUCUAAAAGUCAAUUCUCAUACGAAAUGCGAAUUUCUUUUGCAUCGUAUAUUUUCUUAAUUUUUCAAAUGAUCAAGUGGACACAAAACGUUAACAGUCGAACAAGAAAAUGAAAAAUAGUAGUUCGUAUGUCUUAAUCGAUGAUGUCAUUAAAUAUCACAAUUUCAAGUUCAUAAUGUUGUCGUUUGUAGUGGGGAGAGAAGAGAUACAUAAGUAGAAGAAAAAAAAAUGAUCAUUCAGUAAAUUCACGUCGCUCACCGCUGGAAAUGUCUGGGAGAAAUUGUGAAAUAAUUUAUUGCAUUAGUUACGGAGGAAAUAAUGAUUAAACAGGAUCUGCGGGUAAUUUAGGAUUAAGUCGCAUUCCGCCUCGUUUUUUUUUACAUUUUUCUCAGGAAAUUCAGUGAAAUUUUUGUUGACUUUGUUAUUAGUUUUGCAAGUUUAGUUCGGCAAAUAUUUCAUUACCCAUUAUUCCUUUGUUUUGAGAAUCGCAGUGCAGCUGAAUUCCGGUUUAAAACUUUUUUCGUUUCAUUAGAAAUUGUAAAUAAUUCGGCGGUUUUUUUAAUAUAUGGAAAAAAUAAUAUUGCAUUGUUGUAGAGGAGGAACGCACUGUUACGGGGCAAUUUUUCAUAAUUAAAGUUUAGGUGAUUAGAGACAGAUUGUUGCAUAAUUAUAGAUUUUUUUUGAGAAGAAUUAAUCAACACUCAAUUAUUUCACGAAAAAAGUUAGUUUUGUUCUUCUCAAAGGAAUCUCUAUUUGUGCGGCAGACUGUUAAAUUUAGGCAGCUGCAUCGAAAUUUUAAAAAAUCUCAAUGAAACAAAACAAAAAAUAUAAACCGAGCAGAAAAGUUCCACGAUGAAUGUAUUUCAUGUUCCUAAUGAGAAUAAAAUUAUUUUUUUCGCACAGAUUAAUAGAAACGAACGAAAAAGUAUAUAUAAUGUAUAAGAAAAGAAAUGAAUUUUCCUCAUUUUGCCUCACGAGAAAGAUUAUUUUUGAUGUAACAUCGAUUCAGCGUUUUUUCUUUUUUUAAUUCAUCGAAUCAACUAUUUUUCAUGAAAAGCCAUCAAACAAAUACAAUUAUAACUGAGAAAGAAAGUUGCAGGAUUGUAACGAUCCAGCGAUAAUGGAUUAGAGAAAAAAAGAAUUAUUGACGAAAAUAUAAUGAAAUAUUAAAUAUGCGGGACUCAUGAACAUACUGAUAUUUGUCUAAUUAUAUCUCUUGUUAUAUUAUAUACAUAAAUAUUAUUCAUAUUUUCAAGAAAAGGAAAAAUUAAAGCAAUUGAAAGAAACAUUCA
This is a messenger RNA of Diachasmimorpha longicaudata, 6749 nucleotides long. Its product is annotated as R3H domain-containing protein 1. The coding region runs from base 488 to 4441 and encodes 1317 amino acids. Gene Ontology annotation, molecular function: nucleic acid binding. The transcript is spliced from 8 exons. NCBI's taxonomy places the organism in Eukaryota, Metazoa, Arthropoda, Insecta, Hymenoptera, Braconidae. The record is from RefSeq and is a predicted model, not a curated record.